Elaeis guineensis (African oil palm) is the source of this 696-nucleotide messenger RNA. NCBI's taxonomy places the organism in Eukaryota, Viridiplantae, Streptophyta, Magnoliopsida, Arecales, Arecaceae. The record is from RefSeq and is a predicted model, not a curated record.
CCCCUCUCCGCCACCCUCGACGGCCUCACUGUCCUCGAGCUCACCAGCACCGACCAUCCGGGCCUCAUCUCGGAGGUCUUCGCAGUCCUCGCUGACCUCCGCUGCACCGUCGUCGAGGCCAAAGUUUGGACCCACAAUGGCCGGCUCGCCGCCCACAUCUUCAUCCGUGAUGAAGAUUCCGGCUCCUCGAUUGACGAUCCCCAGCAAAUCCACCGCGUUGAGGCCCGCCUCCGCCAUGUCCUCAAGGGCGACCACGACAUCCACGGUGCCAAGACGGCCACCGUGCCUCUGCCGUCACUCACUCACUCCGAUCGCCGCCUCCAUCAGCUCAUGUUCGCCGACCAUGACUACGAGCGCAUCUCCUCCCCCGAGACCACCUUCUCGUCCUCAACAUCAUCGUCGCAGCCGUCCGUUUCAGUCCAGCACUGGACCGAGCACGAGUACUCGAUCGUCAAUAGGAUUGCGAUCGGAGCUGCGCACAAUGGACCGAUGAGGCCUUCUCGCCGAUGUGACCCAGAAAUUCCGGGAGAUGGCCUCUCGAUGAUGAGGAUUGAGGUCUCCACCAAAGGCCAAAUGGUGAUGAAUGUAUUCUACGUCACCGAUGCUGUCGGCCACUUGGCCGACCCCAAGAUGAUCGAUGUAGUGAUUGAGAAGAUUGGCGUCGAGAGCCUCAAGGUGAACGACGAUCGACCGUAG